UCUACCUCUCCUCAAACAUAACAACAGCUUACAACCCCAAACCUCUCUCUCUCUCUCUCUCGUCGCCGCUAAAAAAUCUAAUAAGGCGGCGUUUACCACUAAACUAAACCCGAAAAAGAAAAAGAAAAAGAAAAAACAAGGAAUGGCUGCCUUGCCUUUACCUUCCAUCUCUUACUCUUUCCUGGUGAUCAUUGUUGAUAUAGCUUGAGAAAAGGAAAGGGGGCGUUUGGUUUGGUUUUGGCAUUAGUAAUAAUGAGAAUGGAGGGGGAGGGGGAGGAGGCUGCAACAGAAGCACCAGGGCAGCUAAAAAGGGCGUUAAUAGAUGCAACUGCCGGUGCUAUUGCUGGUGGUAUUUCGCGUACCGUUACAUCUCCUCUUGAUGUCAUCAAAAUCAGAUUCCAGGUUCAACUGGAGCCGACAUAUUCAUGGGAUUUGGUUCGCAGGAAUAUGACUGCACCGUCAAAGUACACAGGAAUGUUGCAAGCUACAAAGGAUAUAUUUAGAGAGGAAGGUUUACCCGGCUUUUGGCGUGGCAAUGUUCCAGCUUUGCUCAUGGUUAUGCCAUACACCGCCAUACAAUUUGCGGUGUUGCACAAAUUAAAAACAUUUGCUGCUGGUUCUUCUAAGACAGAGGAUCAUAUCCAUUUGAGUCCUUACCUCUCCUACAUCAGCGGAGCAUUAGCAGGGUGCACAGCUACAGUUGGAUCAUACCCAUUUGAUCUUCUAAGAACCAUAUUAGCAUCACAGGGUGAACCUAAGGUGUAUCCAACAAUGAGGUCAGCAUUUGUUGAUAUUACCAGAACACGUGGCUUCAGAGGAUUAUAUGCUGGAUUAUCUCCAACACUGGUUGAGAUUGUUCCUUAUGCUGGCCUUCAGUUUGGCACCUAUGAUACAUUUAAGCGCUGGACCAUGGGUUGGAACCAUGAUAGAUCAUCUACCACAAGCUUCAUAAGUACAGAUGAUAGCCUUUCCAGCUUUCAGCUUUUUGUCUGUGGGUUAGCGGCUGGCACUUGUGCCAAACUUGUCUGUCAUCCUCUUGAUGUGGUCAAGAAAAGGUUUCAGAUCGAAGGAUUACAGAGGCACCCAAGGUAUGGUGCUCGAGUUGAGCAUCAUGCUUACAAAAACAUGUUUGAUGCUCUUAGCCGAAUUUUGCAGAUGGAGGGCUGGGCUGGUCUUUAUAAAGGCAUCGUCCCAUCAACUGUCAAGGCUGCACCAGCUGGUGCUGUUACAUUUUUAGCUUAUGAAUUUACAUCGGACUGGCUGGAGUCAAUUUCAACUUGAAUUUAACAUAAUAUUCUUUCCUGUUUCUUUUUACGGCCGUCCCAUUCUUUUUGCUUGAAUCUACCUCCAAUGAAGGUGGUGGUGAUAUUCUGAUUAGUCAUUCUUAUAGUCUGGAUUUAUGCUUGUAGAGUAAAACGACAGUAAAAUUAGAUUUUGAGUGCACAGUCAAUUUUUGUAGCGGCUUCAGAAUUGUUUAAUAUCACUGGAAAUCAUCGGACUGUUAUUAGAUCUCUAAAUUUGUUCA
This is a messenger RNA of Populus trichocarpa (black cottonwood), 1525 nucleotides long. Its product is annotated as mitochondrial thiamine diphosphate carrier 2. Gene Ontology annotation, molecular function: thiamine transmembrane transporter activity. Gene Ontology annotation, cellular component: mitochondrial inner membrane. Bases 253 to 1281 code for a protein of 342 amino acids. NCBI's taxonomy places the organism in Eukaryota, Viridiplantae, Streptophyta, Magnoliopsida, Malpighiales, Salicaceae. The record is from RefSeq and is a predicted model, not a curated record. The transcript has 8 exons. Gene Ontology annotation, biological process: thiamine pyrophosphate transmembrane transport.